Molecule: messenger RNA, 1318 nt
Organism: Psylliodes chrysocephalus
Lineage: Eukaryota; Metazoa; Arthropoda; Insecta; Coleoptera; Chrysomelidae
Source: the annotation of a GenBank genome assembly
CGUCAACGCGCGUCAAAUUUUUGGCAUGUUAUUUUAAACUGCCCAUUGUAAAUGCCAUAAAUGUUGACCAAUUUUAUACAACUGGCUUUUCAUAAUGUUAAAAUAAUAUUAAUUAAUAGUACUGUGUAGAAUAUUUAUUACAAAUAUGUAUGUAAGUUUUAAGGAAAAGCAUAAAACCAGUAUUGGAAUAUUAAAAUAAACAUAUCCCACUCAGAUAUAUCUACCCAGUAUGAUUACUAAUGAAAUCAUAACUGUUGGAUCAUGUAAUAUAGACCUUGUCAGUUACGCGUCAAGAAUACCUAAACCAGGAGAAACCAUUCAAGGUAGGGAGUUUAGGACAUUUUUUGGUGGUAAAGGAGCAAAUCAAUGUGUAGCUGUAGCAAGAUUAGGAGGAAAAGCUGCAAUGAUAGCCAGAAUUGGAGAUGAUAUUUGGGGACCGAAAUACAUUGGGGUGUUACAGAAGGAAAACAUAAAUACCCAGUAUGUCUUCGAAACAAAUAAUUGUAGUACAGGCAUCGCACAAAUUAUUGUUGGUGAUGAUACAGGUGAAAAUCAAAUAGUAAUAACACCUGGAGCUAAUGGAAGACUUAGUGUUCAAGAUAUAGAGGAGGCUAAAACAAUCAUAAGUACUGCAGGUGUUGUAAUUUUGCAGCUGGAAACUGCAGAAAGUGUUGCCAUUAGAGCUAUGGAAUUGUGUAAAGGCAUAUCUAUUUUAAAUGGAGCACCAGGACAAAAUAAAUUUGAUCCACAACUUUUAAAACUACCAACUAUCUUUUGUGUAAAUGAAAUAGAGGCUUCAACUUUUACAGGCGGCUUGCCAGUGAAUAAUAGCAGAGAAGUUGAAUUGGCUGCUUUAGACCUGAUAUCAAAAGGUUGCAAGUGCGUUAUUAUAACAUUAGGUGAGCAAGGAGCUUUCUACAUGGACCAAACUGAUAAAUACCAUGUGAGUUCUCCUGAAGUAAAAUGUGUAGAUUCAACAGGAGCAGGUGACGAAUUUAUAGGUGCACUAGCUUAUCUUUUAGUUAACGAAAAGGGCAUUUCAAUGAAGCAAGCAAUAGAAAAAGCUUGCUUUGCUGCUGCUGAUAGUGUGACAAGACCAGGAACCCAAGCCAGUUUUCCGAAUUCAAGUAUAUUUUUGGAGACUAAAAAGAUUUGCCCUUGUUCUAGCGACCAAAAUACAUGUGACUGUAAAUAAAUAAUAUUUUUUUUUAAAUAAUAUAACUUAUACGAUCCCUUGAAAAAUUUAGGAUCACAAAUAAAAUUUUCGGUAAAAGUUCAAAUAUAGAUUUUGUUCUUCUGUUGUUAAUUGAAAUCGUAG